ACGUGUCGGCGAAGCGAGCCACGAUUUGCUGUCGCUUGCCAGCCGAGGGCCCGAACGUCUUUGCCGUUCGCAUCAUUUUAAGCGUGUCCGGGUCGGGUGCCGUCUACUUUGGUGAAUCAAAAAGUCAUCGAGAAGCGAGCGAAGACGCAGCGUGCGCAACGAAUCCAUCAUGGGAAUAAAAUUCCUGGAAGUGAUAAAGCCGUUUUGUAGCAUUCUACCGGAAAUAGCGAAGCCCCAACGUAAGAUUCAAUUUAGGGAAAAGGUUUUAUGGACUGCUAUAACGCUAUUUAUCUUCUUAGUAUGCUGCCAGAUACCUUUGUUCGGAAUCAUGUCUUCGGACAGUGCGGAUCCAUUUUAUUGGAUCCGUGUGAUACUUGCAUCCAACAGAGGUACCCUGAUGGAAUUGGGUAUUUCACCGAUUGUUACUUCUGGUCUUAUCAUGCAGCUUCUGGCAGGGGCCAAGAUCAUAGAAGUCGGUGAUACACCGAAAGACAGAGCUUUAUUCAAUGGAGCUCAAAAGCUGUUUGGAAUGGUUAUUACUGUUGGUCAAGCAAUUGUAUAUGUAAUGACGGGCAUGUAUGGUGAUCCUGCUGAAAUAGGAGCAGGUGUAUGUCUGUUGAUCAUCAUUCAACUGUUUGUUGCUGGCCUGAUUGUUCUUUUACUGGAUGAGUUGUUACAAAAAGGUUAUGGUUUAGGAAGUGGUAUUUCUCUAUUCAUUGCUACAAAUAUCUGUGAAACCAUUGUUUGGAAAGCAUUCUCCCCAGCAACCGUUAAUGCCGGUCGAGGUACAGAAUUUGAAGGUGCUGUAAUAGCUUUGUUCCACCUAAUGGCAACAAGACAAGACAAAGUUCGAGCCUUGAGAGAAGCUUUCUAUAGACAAAAUCUUCCUAAUCUGAUGAAUUUGCUUGCCACUAUUUUUGUCUUUGCCAUAGUUAUAUACUUCCAAGGUUUCCGAGUAGAUCUACCUAUAAAGUCAGCACGGUAUCGAGGCCAGUACAGCAGUUAUCCAAUCAAACUUUUCUACACCAGCAACAUUCCUAUCAUUUUGCAAUCCGCCCUCGUAUCAAAUCUGUACGUCAUAUCACAGAUGUUGGCGGUAAAGUUCCAAGGAAAUCUGAUCGUCAACUUAUUGGGAGUUUGGUCAGAUGUUGGAGGUGGUGGACCGGCAAGAUCAUAUCCUGUUGGCGGUUUAUGUUAUUAUCUCUCACCACCGGAAUCCGUUGGUCACAUUCUCCAAGAUCCUGUUCACGCUUUCCUUUACAUUCUUUUCAUGUUGGGUUCCUGUGCUUUCUUCUCAAAAACGUGGAUUGAAGUAUCGGGCAGUUCUGCCAAGGAUGUUGCCAAACAAUUGAAAGAACAACAGAUGAUUAUGGGUGGCCACCGAGAUAAUUCCAUGAUCCGUGAAUUGAACCGAUACAUCCCCACUGCUGCUGCUUUUGGUGGUCUUUGUAUCGGAGCCCUCUCAGUUUUGGCUGACUUCCUCGGUGCCAUUGGCUCCGGCACUGGUAUCCUACUUGCCGUUACAAUCAUCUACCAGUACUUUGAGAUCUUCGUCAAAGAACAAAGUGAAAUGGGUGGCAUGAGUACGCUACUCUUCUAAGCUCAGGAUUCAUAGACUUGAAAAGUGAAUUUUUUUACACUCGCAAGAACUGAAUAAUAAUUUAUUAUAAUAUAAGUUCGGCCGGGAUUAUCAUUUCGGUAGCUUAUCCGACGGUAGUGCCGGCCCAACGAGGGUCUUUCGUGCGAGAAUGGGCCGCGUGAGUUUAUAUUUGGAAUGUAUUAUCGGUAUUAUCGGUGUUCAAUGAAUCAACCGAGGUCACGAUACGUACACCGAGUUGCGUCUGUACGAGCGAAAGUAACUUUCACGGAGUUCUCGUAACACUUUGUUACUCUCCUUCCACUGAGUCUUCAAGAGAUUGAUUUUAAUUUGUUGCUCGCGGUAAGUGCGUUACCUACAAGGAUCUGUGCAAACACCCAGUGUUAUAAAAUUAGUUAUUCUUGGAAACUAAGAAAUUACUUUGUGAACGAUGACGCGUUCCCUCUUGUGUGGAAAGUACGGAACAGACUUCCGAGAUUAAAAUUGAAGGAAUAUGAAAGAUUACGAUGUGAUGGAUAACAGUGUAUAGUUUUAAGCACGUUGACAUUACGUAGGUGACCUUUCGCCGGAUGUUACAGUUGCAACAAAAUACCUUUGAUACUCCGAUAAAUGUACAUAGAUAGAGAAAACGCGGUGAUCCUCGAAGGUUCUUUAUACUGACGUUUGAACGUCGGCUUUGGCCACGUUGAAAGACUCGGCGCGGUAUGAGAGUGGAAUCGCGCAAUGUUUAUAUACAUAUAUAAACGGCAAUCAUUGUUAGUGAUCUAUCCACUUUUUAACGGGACGAGACGCGUCCCCGAAAAGUGCUCGUACAGCGACUGAUUCUAACAGUGUUCCCUCAUAUUAGUUAACAUCAUUCCUGUAUUAUUAUUCAAUAAUACAAAGUAAAUUAAUACUUGUCUCGUAUA
Molecule: messenger RNA, 2505 nt
Organism: Orussus abietinus
Lineage: Eukaryota; Metazoa; Arthropoda; Insecta; Hymenoptera; Orussidae
Gene: Sec61alpha
Product: protein transport protein Sec61 subunit alpha
Exons: 8
Coding region: 170-1600 (476 amino acids)
Biological process (GO): post-translational protein targeting to membrane, translocation; SRP-dependent cotranslational protein targeting to membrane, translocation
Cellular component (GO): membrane; Sec61 translocon complex
Molecular function (GO): signal sequence receptor activity; ribosome binding; transmembrane protein transporter activity
Source: RefSeq, a predicted model, not a curated record